AUGGCACGAACAAAACAGACUGCACGCAAAUCCCAAUCUACAGACACAUCUCUUGAAAUCCAAAAGGGAGCCAAAAAAAGGACUGCAGGCGAGGCGAACGUGGCAGGCGAAACUCCUCAAAAACGCGCUGCGAUCCAACAAACUGUCAACCCAGCUGCCAGCUCAAGCUCCUCAUCAAUCCCACAAUAUGUCUACGCAGUAAUUUAUUCCUCGAUGAAAGUCUACACCGGCGACUAUGAAGACCAUUACGGUGGAGGAGAUGAAGAAAAGCCCGAAGUCCUUGCUGUCUACUCUGACGUGGAUGAUGCGAACAGAAGAGUUGUACGGGAAUAUGGGGAAUGGGAUGGGACAGUAAAUCCCCAUGAGGAGUCUUCAUUUGAUUUCACAGGCCCUUCAUAUGAGUGGCAGGUUGACUCGGAUAAUGACAUAGAGGGUAGGAAAGUUGCUAUUGAGAAGUGGACUCUCUACGGCCCUGGAUCUGAGCCAGUGAAAAAGCGGGAAAGGUUGAUUCCAGGGGAAGAGGGAUUUGAUGAUGAAGAAUCGGACGAUUGA
Messenger RNA from Hymenoscyphus albidus, 552 nucleotides. NCBI's taxonomy places the organism in Eukaryota, Fungi, Ascomycota, Leotiomycetes, Helotiales, Helotiaceae. The record is from the annotation of a GenBank genome assembly.